This is a messenger RNA of Papaver somniferum (opium poppy), 714 nucleotides long. RefSeq names its product hydrophobic protein RCI2A-like. The transcript has 2 exons. NCBI's taxonomy places the organism in Eukaryota, Viridiplantae, Streptophyta, Magnoliopsida, Ranunculales, Papaveraceae. Gene Ontology annotation, cellular component: membrane. Bases 227 to 391 code for a protein of 54 amino acids. The record is from RefSeq and is a predicted model, not a curated record.
CAGCUAGCACCAAUACCCCAAAUGGACCACGCAAUCCAAUAUGAUACUCUUUCUCUUGCAUUUUAUCUCCUUGUUAAUCAAAUGCAUUGUUGCGUGAUUUCAUACUUGGAGAAGAGGAGGAGAUGUCUAUUUAACCAAGUGUCUGCUACUACCUCUUUUACAGCUUAUUCAUCUCUAAAUUUCUUGGAUAAAAUCUUGUUAAGGGUAGUAACUAAAAUUUACAAACAUGUCAACAGCAACUUUUAUAGAUAUCAUCUUGGCAAUUAUCCUUCCUCCUCUUGGAGUUUUUCUCAAGUUCGGUUGUCAGGUGGAAUUCUGGAUCUGUCUAGUUCUUACAUUCCUAGGAUACUUACCUGGUAUCAUCUAUGCUAUCUUUGUCAUCACAAAAUGAUGACGACGAUGAUGCCUCCUUCCGACACCAUCCAGUUAAUUUAGUUCAGUAUUCCGGUAUGCAGUUCUGAAAAAAAAGGAAAUUAGUCGUGAAUCAGUAUUAAUUAUAAUUCUUGGUGAUCAUGUAUCCAUUUGGUGUCUAUACCUGCGUGUGCGCUCGAUGACUCUUUUGUGUGGUAGUUAAUUAGGUGUGUUCAAUUUCUUUGUAAUUAGUAUAACUUAUACAGCCCCAUAAGAAGGGAUGUUCAUGUUUGUUCCUCAUAUUGGGUUUGAAUUUCAAUAAACCGACUUCGAAAUUAUUUCACCCGUCCAUAUUUUCAUUUA